GCUUAAUCAUGUUGGAGUCGGAAAGUGAAACUAGGCUAAGUGCAUUCUGAUUUGACUUCUAGUUUCAUUUUCUCCUAAACAAAACUUAAGUGACAUAAUGUAACAGAGGGUAAUGAGUUACCCUCUGUUGAUAAAUAGUUGCAGUUCACAUCAGCUGUCAGACCUACGAGAACUUUCUAAGAAGUAUCAGAAUAUACACAAGAUCAGUGGGAGCUGCAGUUUGAUGACACCAUUGCAGCAAAUAAGAACGGAGACUGGGAGCAGUACAUCAGGCGAACUUGUGCAAGGUUUAAAUGCGUCCAACGGUGUGACGGUCCUAUUCCACUUUCGCCUCAACAGGACACGUCAGGGGACAGUGAAAGUGCACCUCUAUCGACAAAACUGUAAGGUGUGCAAAAAAGCGCCAAUGGAACGGCCAAGCAUAUCUCCAGUGAACAUUAAAAUCCUGAUGGAGAAUCUGGUCAAGAAUAUCAGGAAGAGGUGCUACGCCCCCUGCAGUGUUCUGAGUUUGAACUGCUCAGAGCCCACGCAGCUCGCACUGUUCACCGCUCUGGAUCCUGUCUUCAAACUGAACUCCAUUCGGCCCGUCAAACACAUGACCACCUCCACCAAUGUCACCAUCUACUUCACUAUGUACGGCAUACUUGGAGUGGAUGAAAAGGCUCAGUUGCUGAUGACUUAUAUCUGGCUGAGUUUUUGGUGGAACAAUGAGUAUGUUUCAUGGGAUCCAAAAGAGUGUGGCACCUCAAAAAUACCUCUUCCCAGGAAUAAAUUUUGGGUUCCAGACAUUGUCAUCAAUGAAUUCAUGGAUGAGAACAAAGCUCCCUCCGUUCCAUAUGUCUAUCUCCAUAGUGAUGGACGAAUCAACGAUGGUCUACCAGUCAAAGUGGUCAGCUCCUGUAACCUCGACAUCUACACAUUUCCGUUUGACAUCCAGAACUGCACACUCACCUUUAACUCCUACCUCCACAGAAUAAAGGACAUAAGGGUGGUUUUGGGACGAUCUGUGGAGAGGAUCACAAAUCUCUCCAAAGAGGUGAUGACUACAAUGGGGGAGUGGGAGCUCAUUGACAUAACCUACAGCGACUGGAGCGAACACAGUGAUGAAAACGAGAUUGAUGAGCUGGCCUUUCAUGUACGUGUGCGACGCAGGGCCACUCUGUAUGUGGUUAAUCUGAUCAUCCCCAGCUGUUUCCUCAUCACCGUGGACCUCUUCAGCUUCCUCCUGCCUCCUCAGAGCGUGGAUAGGUCCGCCUUUAAAAUGACCCUGAUCUUGGGCUACACCGUCUUUCUCCUCAUCAUGAACGACCUGCUGCCCAUCACUGGAAAUAUCAUACCCCUCAUAAAUGUCUUUUUCUCCUUGUGCCUCGCUCUAAUGGUGGCCAGUUUGCUAGAGACUAUCCUCAUCACUGAUCUGCUGCACAGCGCCAACCGUCUCUCUCCUAUGCCACGCUGGGUCCGUGUACUUGUACUGCAAAUCUUUGGCUGCCUUGUCUGCCUGCCGUGGAAGCCUUCAGAAAAUACUGAAAACACAGUUGAUGUUGGUGCAGAUGAAAUAGAAAUGCAGAAAGAAAGCCCUCCCAAUGAGACUGCACUGGUGAAUGCUGCUGACAUCCCUGAAGGUGGAGGUGAGAAGAAAGACCAGCUGGCAGAGGACACAGCCCUGCAGGAGCUCAGGAGCCUGGGGGAAGACCUCAAAGCUCUGCGAUUCCAUGUGGACCAGCAGUUGGGAGAAAACCCAAUCACCAAAGAGUGGGUCCAGUGCCACCAGCAGAAAAUCAAGUGCUCUAGGGUUCUGUUCAUCUUCAUCAGUCUGUUUCUGUGUGUGAAUGGGUUAUCUGUCACAAAGAACUGCACAUCUCCGGACCCCGUUGCUCUGCUGGAGGCUCUCGGUCCCGUCUUUGAACUCAGCAGUAUCCGGCCAGUGUCAAACCUCAGCACACCCACUAUGGUCUCUAUGGAAUUUAUCAUGUUUGGCAUUUUGGGAGUGGAUGAAAAGGCCCAGCUUCUGACAACAUUUAUUUGGCACUUUGUGGUAUGGGAGAAUGAGUUUAUGAGAUGGGACCCAGAUCAGUGUGGCUCUGCCUGGCUGACUGUCCCAAGAGAAAAAAUGUGGGUGCCAGACAUUGUCAUUAAUGAAUUCAUGGAGAAGAAUACAGCCCCAUCGGUCCCAUAUGUGUAUUUAAACCAUGAUGGUACAGUGACUGAUGAUCAGCCAGUGAAAGUCAUCAGCUCCUGUAGACUGGACAUCUACCUGUUCCCCUUUGACACUCAGAACUGCACUUUCAGCUUCAACUCCUACAUUCUCAGGACUACCGAUAUGCAAAUUAGCGUUCUGUGGGACAACGAGCUUAGAUUCAACAUUUCUAAAGAGGUCAUGACUACAAUGGGCGAGUGGCAUCUAGUUGGACUCACAGCGGAAAAAUUAGAAAUUCCAUCCAGUUCGGGAGGAAGCUACAACGAGCUCCGCUAUUAUGUGUCUGUGCGGCGCAGUCCUACCAUGUACGUAGUGAACCUGCUCCUCCCCAGCUGUUUACUAGUUGCAGUGGACCUCUUCAGCUUCCUCCUGCCCCCUCAGAGCGUGGAUAGGUCACAAUUUAAGAUGACUCUGAUUUUGGGCUACACCAUGUUUCUUCUCAUCAUGAACAACUUGCUUCCAGUCACUGGGAACACCAUACCACUCAUGAAUGUGUUCCUGACCAUGUGCCUGGUUCUGAUGGUGGGCAGUUUACUCGAGACCAUCAUCAUCACAAACCUGUUGUGUGGCGCUGUUAAAGACUCAGAGGUGCCCUGGAUCCUCAGACUGAUUAUUCUGCAGUUCUUGGGACCCCUCGUGUUGCUUCCACCAAAGCCUAAAAAGAAAGAGGACACAGUAAUUGAAAACCCAGCCGUAGAAGCCACAGAUCCAGACAAGAGCCCAAAGCUGCCUGCACCUGCCCCAAGGAGUAAAAUAGCAGAGGCUCUUCAGGACCUGGGCAGAGAACUUCACCAGAUCCGUCAGAAGGUGGAGCAGCAGCGCAGCAGCAGUGAGACCUCAGAGGAAUGGUUUCAAAUGGGCUACAUCACAGACAGAGUGGUCUUCAUCACCUACAUCAUCUUCAUAUCAGUUAGCUUUAUCACCAUAGUUAUCAUGUGGGCGAAGGCAUCAUGAGGGUCAAUGCAGCAACAUAGGGACCACCAAUAAGAAGUUCUGAAGUAGUGGCUUUUAAAUUAAAUAGAUCUACUUGCAAAGUCGAAUAGGCUACAUUUUAUAUUGUAGAGAUUACAUACUGUUUUUAUUACAUGAUAUUUAUUUAUACAAGGA
Messenger RNA from Boleophthalmus pectinirostris (great blue-spotted mudskipper), 3304 nucleotides. RefSeq lists its product as uncharacterized. The transcript has 20 exons. Lineage: Eukaryota; Metazoa; Chordata; Actinopteri; Gobiiformes; Gobiidae. Gene Ontology annotation, biological process: regulation of membrane potential; chemical synaptic transmission; nervous system process. Gene Ontology annotation, cellular component: neuron projection; synapse; postsynaptic membrane. Bases 113 to 3151 code for a protein of 1012 amino acids. The record is from RefSeq and is a predicted model, not a curated record. Gene Ontology annotation, molecular function: extracellular ligand-gated monoatomic ion channel activity; transmembrane signaling receptor activity; neurotransmitter receptor activity.